Messenger RNA from Fusarium subglutinans, 405 nucleotides. RefSeq lists its product as uncharacterized. Bases 1 to 405 code for a protein of 134 amino acids. Lineage: Eukaryota; Fungi; Ascomycota; Sordariomycetes; Hypocreales; Nectriaceae. The transcript has a single exon. The record is from RefSeq and is a predicted model, not a curated record.
AUGGGUAUGCCAUAUUCAAAACAAGUCCACGCGGCAUUCGAUCAAGUCACGCCCCUCGUGGCCGCUGGCUUCGAAGUCCUCCGCACGACCAAAAACAUUGCAGUCUUUCUGGCCUUCCUCCAAGCAUUCGUGGCCCUCAUAUUAACUCUCACGCUGUUCGCGAUCCUUGCGGUGAUAUACUCUGUCAAUCCAGAUCUGGAAGACGAACGGCGUGCGCUGGUCACGCCGUGUAUGCAGUGGAUAGCGAGUUGGGUGUUGGAGUAUGGAGCUUUGACGGCGUGGGUUUUAAAGGUCCUCGUAGUUCUAGUUACUGCUGGCCUAGGGGUCUUUCUCUGGUCAGGGUCUGCUGCGGAUGUUGUUCCGGAGGUUGAAGGCGAGGAAGAUGCUCCCGAGGAUAUUGAGUGA